This is a messenger RNA of Diospyros lotus (date-plum), 2712 nucleotides long. RefSeq names its product potassium transporter 5-like. Gene Ontology annotation, biological process: potassium ion transmembrane transport. NCBI's taxonomy places the organism in Eukaryota, Viridiplantae, Streptophyta, Magnoliopsida, Ericales, Ebenaceae. The transcript has 7 exons. Gene Ontology annotation, cellular component: membrane. Bases 136 to 2502 code for a protein of 788 amino acids. The record is from RefSeq and is a predicted model, not a curated record. Gene Ontology annotation, molecular function: potassium ion transmembrane transporter activity.
UCGUUCCUCCCCUCCCUAGUACUGCCUCCCUCCCUCUCUCUCUCUCUCUCUCUCUGAGGGGCGAAUUCUUGGGUUUCAUCAUCUUCUGGUUGUAUGUAAAUUUAACACUCCAUUAAUCUUUGCUCAGCGUCAAGAAUGUCAAGUAACAAUGAUGGAAUAGCAGAUCAUACGACCGAAGUUUGGGAGGAGGAAAAGGAGGAUGAGGUUGCCGAUCAAGAUCAGCAUGAACAACAAGAGAAGCAGCUGAAGGGCCGAAAGGUUUCAUGGCAGAAGCUGAGGAGAUACGACUCCUUGGACAUCGAAUCCCGCAAGGUUCCCGCCGACUGGCACGGCGGCCAUGGCUCCUCGAAAGGGACGGCGAAAUGGUCGGUGUUAUUGCAGCUGGCGUUCCAGAGCAUCGGCAUCGUCUACGGCGACAUCGGCACGUCGCCGCUCUACGUCUACGCCUCCACCUUCACCGACGGCAUCCACCAUAACGACGACAUUCUCGGCGUCCUCUCCCUCAUCUUCUACACCAUCACCUUGAUUACUCUCAUCAAGUACGUCUUCAUCGUCCUUCGAGCCAACGACAACGGGGAUGGCGGAACGUUUGCACUGUACUCACUGAUAUGCAGAUACGCGAAGGUGGGUCUGAUUCCGAGCCAAGAGGCGGAAGACCGGGAUGUUUCAACUUAUCAGCUGGAGCUGCCGAGCAGUCGCGGCCUCCGGCUGGCGUCAAAGCUGAAGUCGAAGCUGGAGAACAGCCGGUUCGCCAAGUUCUUCCUGCUCUUCGCCACCAUGCUUGGCACUUCCAUGGUCAUAGGCGACGGUGUCCUCACUCCUUGCAUCUCAGUUUUAUCAGCUGUGGGUGGAAUCAAGGAAGCCACUUCCGCCAUGACCGAAGAUCGGAUUGUUUGGACGUCAGUGGCCAUCUUAAUCGGGCUGUUCAUGGUCCAAAGAUUCGGAACUGACAAAGUGGGCUACAGCUUUGCUCCUAUAAUCUGUGUUUGGUUCCUGUUCAUCGCUGGCAUUGGCGUCUACAAUUUCUUCCAUCAUGACCCCUCAGUAGUUAAAGCCUUAAAUCCAAUGUACAUCUUCGAUUAUUUCCAACGAAACAAGAAACGAGCUUGGAUCUCACUCGGAGGCGUUGUCCUCGCCAUAACAGGAACUGAAGCAUUAUUCGCCGACGUCGGCCACUUCAACGUCCGGUCAAUUCAAAUAAGCAUGUGCAGCGUGACUUAUCCGGCGCUGAUAUUGGCCUACACCGGACAAGCCUCUUUCCUUCGCAAGCACCACGGCGACGUUGCCGACACAUUCUUCAAGUCCACUCCAGAUCGUAUGUAUUGGCCAAUGUUCGUGGUGGCUGUUUCGGCGGCAAUCAUAGCGAGCCAAGCCAUGAUUUCUGGGACAUUCUCCAUCAUCCAGCAGUCUCUCUCGCUCGGCUGCUUCCCUCGCGUCAAGAUCGUCCAUACUUCAGCCAAGUAUGAAGGCCAAGUCUACAUCCCCGAGAUCAAUUACCUUCUCAUGCUCGCUUGUGUUGCCGUCACUGCCGGCUUCAGAACCACUGCCAAGAUUGGAAAUGCAUAUGGUAUUGCUGUCGUGUUUGUGAUGACGCUGACAUCGUCUUUCUUGGUUCUGAUCAUGAUCAUGAUAUGGAAAACUCACAUUGCUCUUGUAAUCUUGUACGUUCUUGUUAUCGGCUCGGUUGAGUUGAUCUACUUGAGCUCAGUCCUCUAUAAAUUUGAUCAAGGAGGGUAUCUUCCAUUGGCCUUCGCCCUGGUUCUAAUGGCGGUAAUGUACAUAUGGAAUUAUGUGUAUCGAAAGAAAUACUACUAUGAGCUCGAGCACAAGAUCUCUCCAGAGGAGGUGAAGCAGAUCGCCAAUGACAUCAACUUGAGCCGAAUUCCUGGCCUCGCCGUGUUCUACUCGGAGCUCGUCCACGGGAUUCCCCCCAUCUUCAAGCAUUAUCUCAGCAACGUGCCGGCGCUGCAUUCUGUGCUUGUCUUCGUGUCUUUUAAAUCAUUGCCGACGAGCAAGGUUCCACCGGAGGAACGGUUCCUCUUUCGUCGCGUGGCGCCGAGGGAGCUGAACGUGUUUCGUUGCGUGGUGAGGUAUGGGUACACCGACAUGCGGAGCGAGCAGGACCAACCCUUCGAGAGAACGCUGGUGGAGAGGCUCAAGGAGUUCAUUCGUGAGGAUUGCAAGUUCUCCACCACGAUAGUUCAGAAUAACCACAAUGAUUAUGAACAGAUGGAAACCAGGCAACCCAACGGCGAGAGCAACGGAAACCACAGUUACGAGGCGGAGAUUGAGGUUGAGGUCGUGGAGAAGGCAUGGCUAGAUGGGGUGGUUCACUUGGUAGGGGAGAGCGAGGUGGUUGCCGGAAAAGGGGUUGGAUUGGGGAACAGGGUUUUGAUAGAUUACGGAUACAGGUUCUUGAGGCGGAAUCUAAGGCAGACUGAUAAGGUAUUUGAUAUUCCUCACAAGCGAUUGCUCAAGGUGGGGAUGACUUAUGAGCUUUGAGGCGAUAGCCAGUAUGAUAAAUAAUUGUAGAUUUUGGAUUAUUUUCCUGUAAUUUUGCUGCAUUUUUAAGGGGAAAAAAUGGCUGAGUGCAUUUUGUUCCUCCUCUUCUGAAAUAUAUGUAUACUUAAGAGUUACAUACAACACACACCUUUAAGUUAUAAUUAAUGAAAUACAAAAGGGUAAGUGCCAAGCAAAAAUGCAACAUUUCUU